This is a messenger RNA of Eutrema salsugineum, 1698 nucleotides long. RefSeq lists its product as uncharacterized. Lineage: Eukaryota; Viridiplantae; Streptophyta; Magnoliopsida; Brassicales; Brassicaceae. The record is from RefSeq and is a predicted model, not a curated record. Bases 1 to 1698 code for a protein of 565 amino acids. The transcript is spliced from 3 exons.
AUGACUCACGCACAAACUCUCGAGCUCAAAGAGCUGCGAGCCUCUAUGGCUCGGACAGUGGCUGAAAUACGUGCCAUGAAAUCUCAAGUGCACAAUGCGACAAGUGUCGCGCCCGAAAUCGACCGAAUGCUUGAAGAAACUCAGAGAACCCCGUUCACUGCAAGAAUCACGGAGGCCAGGAUUCUCGAGCCGGGGAAUGUGAGAAUCCUGUUCUACGAAGGAACAACCGACCCGAAAGCACACAUCACCGCGUUUCGAAUAGCGAUGGGACGAGCCUUCACAAAGAACGCCGCUAAACUCACCGAACGCGAAGUAGAUGCCGGAUACUGCCUGCUCUUCGUGGAGCAUCUCAAGGGAGCCGCACUCGAAUGGUUUUCGAGGCAGGAGCGCAAUUCUAUUGGCAGUUUUCAACAGCUCUCCGCUUUGUUCCUUAAACAAUACUCGAUGUUUAUGGACAGAGGAACAUCUGAUGCCGACCUGUGGACACUAUCCCAAGGACCGAACGAACCGCUUCGGGAUUAUAUGGCACGAUUCCUGGCAGUCUUCCGCCGGGAGAUGGCUCUCAAUACGCCGCAAACAAUUCAAGACGCGUUGCACCGAUCAUCAGACUUCGUCGUAAACGAGGAGGAAAUGAAAAACUUGGACGAGCAGUACGAAGCCACGAAAGCAGCGAUCCGAAGCUCAAUUUUGCCGCGCCCCGCGAAGAAGGUCAAUCCAUCGAGCAAUGCAACAAGGCAGAGUUCGGAUGAACCUAGGAGCGGAGGUGCCCAUAACUAUCAGGUCAGCUCCGGACGCGGAAGAGGAGAGCCGCGCAACAACACUUGGGUGAGAAAGUGUGCCAACUACGACGAGAAGGCUUUCUGCGAGUAUCACCAGACCUAUGGACACUCAACGGCUCAAUGCCGAACUCUAGGAGCAAAGCUCGCAGCAAAAAUGGCAGCAGGAGAGCUCCAAAACGCGGUCAGCCUCAAAGACCUCGUUCCUAACGAACAACAAGAAAAAGCCGAGCCGAGCGGCGCGGCGGAACCAGCGAAUCCUCCCCGACGAGGCGAUAAUCCCAAGCGUGACAGGAGAGCCUAUCAGCGUCGAGCCGAAGCAAAGGAGAAUUGGACAGAGCCAACCGACAUCCCAAACACAGUGAUCUCUUUCGCCGAGGAGGAAACGGCAGGAAUCGAUCGACCUCACAACGAUCCGUUGGUGAUUGAGCUAACGAUCAGGGAUCAUGAUGUAGCAAGGGUGCUCAUCGAUAUUGGAAGCUCGGUGAAUGUCAUCUUCAGAGAAACACUCAGAAGAAUGGGAAUCGACCUCUCCGAGGUGGAAGCAAUCCCCAAACCUCUAACCGGAUUUUCAAGAGAAACGACAAUGACUAUGGGAACGCUCAGACUUCCCGUGGUAGCUGGCGGAGUCACUAAGAUCGUCGAAUUCUGCGUCACGGAUCACCCAGCAAUCUACAAUGUGAUCAUGGGAACUCCCUGGAUCAACGGGAUGCGGGCAGUACCCUCCACUUACCAUCUCUGCCUCAAAUUCCCAACUCCAUCGGGCGUCAAAACGAUCUGGGGGAAUCAGAAGGAGUCACGAAUGUGCUGCCUAGCCGAGCACAAACUGAGGAACCCCGUCACCGACGCACGAGCUGACAUAGACCGCAAAAAGAUGAAGACAGACAGAGAGUCCGUGAACGAGCUCUCCAAACUCUUAUAG